Molecule: messenger RNA, 483 nt
Organism: Didymodactylos carnosus
Lineage: Eukaryota; Metazoa; Rotifera; Eurotatoria; Philodinida; Philodinidae
Source: the annotation of a GenBank genome assembly
AUGUCAUUUGUGACAGUUGUAGUCUCAUUUGUAUUCUUAUUUUCAAUCAAUGUUACAUCAAUUCAAAUUAAUCUUGAUCUCACCGAUGUGGUGGAUAAUAACGAGAGUAAUAGUGCAAUACAACACGAUUGUCUUCAUAUUCCUGCAUGGAAAAACGAACACAAUAUUCGGGAACUUAUUUCAUAUUGUAUGAAUGAAUGGUCAUCAAAAUGGAACAUAACAAAAAACAGUGUUGAUGAAGUAUUUACAUUUGCUGAUCUUUCUUAUCUGAAUAUUACUAGUCAACAACUUUAUCUUUGGUCAGCAUCAAUGGAUAUUAUUGAAAAAUACCAAGUUUAUUUAGAUGAACGUUUGAUUUCCAAUCGAUCAUUGAUGUCAGCGGAACGAUACUAUAAUUGUACAUUACCAAAAUUUGGACCAAUGUGUCAAUAUUCAUUCGAUAAUUACCAAUCGGAUCAUGUAUCAUUAAAUGAAACUCUUUAA